Haplochromis burtoni (Burton's mouthbrooder) is the source of this 3010-nucleotide messenger RNA. It is a transcript of the gene shtn1, whose product is annotated as shootin 1. The record is from RefSeq and is a predicted model, not a curated record. The coding region runs from base 1246 to 2718 and encodes 490 amino acids. Lineage: Eukaryota; Metazoa; Chordata; Actinopteri; Cichliformes; Cichlidae. The transcript is spliced from 16 exons.
CUUUUUAGAGCUGUGAACUCUAAACCAGCUCUCCCAGUUUCUGCUGACACAGCCAGUGUCCUCCCUCACUGCCUUCAUCAGCUGUUAGCAUCAGAUGAGCCAGUGUGACAGUUAAGCUAACGUCAUCCGUCUGUGUGGAGCUGCUACAGGAUACAAUGUGCUGCACACCAGAAGAGCAAAGGAUAAAUGAAGGCUUUGUGUUUCAUGUUGCUUCACAUUGAAUUCUUACAGGAUGUGUUUGAAUGGAAAAUUAAUCUGCAAAGAAAAACCGCGCAGCUGUCUUCACUGUAUCGGCGCCACGGUUCAUUUAUCGUGACUGACGUGGAUACAAAGUAAACGGCAUCGUUCUUCUGCUGUUGAUAUUUCUAUAUUUAAUGUUGCCGUCCGCGUGCCAGAAUAUUGAUGAGCCGGGCUUAUUAUUGUUGUUAUUGUUUUUGUUGUUGUUUUUAAUCCUUUUGAGGUCAAAGUGGAGAUUCUAGUUGUUCAGAGACAAACCUCCUCAGUCAGUGAACUCGUGCUUCAGAGACGGUUUUUAUUACAAAGGAAAUGAUUCCUGUUCUGGCACAAAACCACACAAACAAUGUGCCAAGGUGUCUGUGGAAAGGACGUUUCUACACAGACGAGCUUUCAAGUCCUGUUUUCAUAGUUUCAUAUUAUUCUUUAUAUUUCUGGUUUUAUUGUGAAGCACUUUGACUUGUAUCUAUGAAUCAUGCUGUGUGAAUACAAUCAACUAGACAUGCUAGUAGUGACGUUUCGUGAAGCAGCGAGAGACGAGCGUCGUGACGUUACCGACAGAAAUGACACGUUUAUUAUUGUCACGUGGUGUCUGACGUUUUGCCUGAUUAUUUGUAUCCUCUGUGUCUUUACUGUAUGAAGAGCCAAGAUUCCAACGCUUCGGGAGUAAUAAGUUAUUAAAGGAAGUGUUCGGGAACUAAAAAUCAAGAAUGGCAGAUGCAAGGUUAUCAGCGGUUCCAUCCUCGUACAAUAAAGAGGAUGUGUUGCAUGACACGUGUUUCAUAAAGCCAUCUACACUAAGCUUGUUGUAAAGGAUGCAACAGCCGUGGCAGUUCGUCUGGAAUCAAGUGUAAUCUGCACGUUCCGACUUUAUUCUCAAAAUAAUCACUGAUAUUGUUCCUAAUGUGGCCCUAAUGCUCCCAGCUGCACUCUUAUCUCGUGCUGUGUCCACCUGGGCAGGUGUGUCUUGAAAGAACACUUCCUGUUGAACUUUGGACAGAGAUUUCUGUCAUGGCUGCGGAGGAACUCGACAGAAUUCAUGUUAUUACAAAGCUGUCGAAUCAGGCCCUGCACGAGUAUGAGGAUCUUCAGAGAAAGCAAGAAACUACAGCCAUGGAAUUCAAGAGGCUGGAAGAGGAGCGAGACGAGGCGAUGAAGAAGCUCUCUGAGUUCCAGCAAGUCUCUCAGAUGGUCAUUGAAGAGGUCAGCGCCAUCCAGGAGAACCUGGAGAUUGAGCGAACGUGCAGAGAAAGUGCUGAAGCGCUGGCCUCCAAGCUGGACAGGCAGAACCGCUCUCUGAAGAGGAAGAGUAUGAUGUUGCUGUCUCACAUCAGCCCUGAGACCAUCGCUGACAUCGACCUCAAUGAUGAAGCAGAAGAGAGUGAGGACCUGCAUGCAUCAAGCCACGACUGCCUGUCUCCUCAGUGCUGCACCUCCAUCUCAGUGCUGCAAAAUAAGUUGGAGAUGACAGUUAAGGAGAAAAAUCAAGCACUCUCUGAUCUUGAGGCAGUAAGAGAACAACUGAGGGCGACCAAGGAGGAACUGCUGAAGGAGAAACAUGAUAAUACUCUUCUGAUUGCGGAGACUCUUCGGCAAAAGAAGCUGCUGGGGAAAUAUCACAGAGUGUCUCAGUUAGCUGUGGAGGAAUAUGAAACUUUACACGACACCUUCAACCUGGAGCGAGAUCUGAGGACCGAGGCAGAAAAAUAUGCCAGAGCUAUGGUGGUCGAGCAAAAGAAGCUGAAGAGACAUAGUCAGAUCCUGAUGCAGAGCUCCUCACCAAGUCAGGCUCUGCAGGAUGCCCUCAGCCAGGUGACCCGACUGACAGAGGAACUGGAGACACAGAGGCUGGAGCACCAGAGCCAGAUAAAGACGAUGGAGGACAUGCUGGGGAGCAGCGAAACUCAGAGGGAGCUUAUAGCAUUGAGGCACUCACUGGAGCUCCUGGAGGAGGAGAAGAAGGAGUGCAGCAAUAAAUGCUCCAAGGCUGAACUGGAGCUCAAGGAUCUGAGGUUUACAGUUGAAGAGCUCCAGAAAAAGCUUCAGGCCGCUACCAACCCACCCCCAGCUCCAACACCUCCACCUCCACCUCCUCCACCUCCUCCAGCCCUGCCUUCAACCACGAACCCACUCAGCACACUGGUAUCACUGAUUCGAAGGAGAAGAGGCAUCAGAACCGACAUCCCGCUGGUGGAACAGGACUCUGCCAAGACACCAGAAGUGGAUGUCAGGCAGCAGGCAGUGGAGGAAAUGAUGCAAAGGAUUAAGAAAGGUGUUCAGCUUCGACCUGUCAACCAAUCACCCAACAGCGGCAGGAAACAGAUGGAGAAGCUGCCCUCUAAUUCUGCUAUUCAGGAACUUAAAGGAAUCAUGGAGAAUUUUAACAGAACUGUACAACAACCAAAGGCAGCGUCUCCGACAACAACCCGAGACGACGAGCUGCAGAGGAUUCUGCUGAGGCGGCGGGACGCGCUGGACGCCUGACACAAAGGUCAGCGUCCUCGUGUCUCCCCGCAGUGUGGCGCUGCCUGAGGAUCCACGUGUACAGAGGAUGUGGGUGACUGAAGACUAAUAUGGAGUGUUAUUACCCAGCCUUUUACAUCAGUGCACACUUACAAUAACCUCUGACUGUAUUGAUGAGAUUACAGUCAGAUGCAUUCUUGGUCACCGUCAGAGGGAAAGACACGUUCCUGCUGCUAUGAAGAAGAGUCAGAAGUGUGUCAGUAACUCCCGCUGGACUGUUUGCUUCCAGUAAAAUAAAGGCAUGUAUCGCACA